Pistacia vera is the source of this 1432-nucleotide messenger RNA. RefSeq lists its product as uncharacterized. Gene Ontology annotation, molecular function: double-stranded DNA binding. NCBI's taxonomy places the organism in Eukaryota, Viridiplantae, Streptophyta, Magnoliopsida, Sapindales, Anacardiaceae. Gene Ontology annotation, cellular component: chloroplast. The record is from RefSeq and is a predicted model, not a curated record. Gene Ontology annotation, biological process: regulation of DNA-templated transcription; chloroplast organization. The transcript is spliced from 2 exons. The coding region runs from base 266 to 1006 and encodes 246 amino acids.
GUAUAAAGAUUCGCAAUCAAGUACCCGGUUUGAGCUGAAAAUUUGAAAUAAUUCCAUUAGAUUAUUCUCCACCAAAAUCGAACAAGUCAGAGAGGAUUACUUAUUUACUGUGUCAUACCUCAUAAACUCCUGUGGGUUGUCCCCAGAAAAGGCAGAGUCUGUCUCCAAAAGAAUCAAGCUUCAAUCCGCUGAACAACCAGAUUCGGUCUUGAAAGUUCUAAGAAACCGUAGAUUUACGACUGCCUAUAUAGCCAAACUUGUUGGAAUGAGCCCUAGUUUACUUUUAGCCAAUCCUGAGAAGUCAAUUUUGCCUAAAUUUGAGUUUUUCAACUCUUUCGGGAUCACAGAUGCUGAGCUUGUGAGUGUUUGUUCUUCAAAACCAACUAUUUUGGAUCGCAGUUUGGAGAACCAACUGAUUCCUAACUACAAAUUCCUCAAAAGUGUGCUCCUCUCUGAUGCUAAAAUUAUUAAAUCUCUAACAAACAAAUCAUGGCUCUUUCAUUAUGAUUUGGCAAAAACUGUGUCUCCAAAACUUGUAGUCCUAAGAGAACUUGGUAUGCCUGGGCAUUCUGUUGCAUUGAUUUUAACAUGUUAUUCCCAUAUAGUGCUCCAAAAACGUGAGAAAUUCGACAAAAAUAUCAAGAAGGUUAUUGAAAUGGGUUUUGAUCCUCAGAAAAGUGGGUUCAUCCAUGCGAUGCAGGCGUUUGUUGCAAUGAGUCAAUCAACUUGGGAACAUAAAUUGGACAUUUUCAGGGGGUGGGGAUGGUCUGAUGAGGACAUUAUGUUGGUGUUCAGAAAAUGCCCCAAUUGUAUGAAUGCCUCUGAACGCAAAAUAAUGAAUGCAAUGGAUUUUCUUGUGAACAAGAUUGGCUGGCAAUCCACAGAUAUUGCCUUGUGUCCAGACAUUUUCCUUAUGAGUUUGGAAAAGAGGGUAAUCCCAAGGUGUUUGGUUAUCAAAGUUCUGCGGUCGAAGGGGUUGGUGAAGAAAAAAUAUAACCUAAGUUAAUUUGUAAAACCUGUUGAGAAGCUAUUCUUGGAUAGGUUUGUGACAAAAUACUUGGACCAGGUUCCUGAAUUGAUGAAUAUCUAUCAAAGGAAGGAAGGGUUUCAGGCUCUGGAUAUGAAUAUCUAUGUUUCUUCCAGCAAACUGUAGUAUGUCAACUGUUAAUUCUUUGUACACAUGAUUUUCUUAUUGUUGUUUGCUAAUUUGGGUUGCUUUGGCCCUGAACUUAUUCAGCUCUGGAUAUAGCUUACAGCGUCUUUUAUCAGUUCUCAUUGUUUAAUUUUUUAAUUUGUUUUAACAGAGUAUAAUUUUACAGUACAUUUCCUUGAAGUUAUUAAUUCCCCGCACUUACUUUGCAAGUCUGAGAUCGAAACUGGAGCCCCACUUGUUUUUUAUUAUUGUUAAAGGGAUUUGUCAAGAAUGAAAUGU